Panicum virgatum (switchgrass) is the source of this 3319-nucleotide messenger RNA. Its product is annotated as transcription factor GAMYB-like. Bases 2019 to 2990 code for a protein of 323 amino acids. The transcript has 3 exons. Lineage: Eukaryota; Viridiplantae; Streptophyta; Magnoliopsida; Poales; Poaceae. The record is from RefSeq and is a predicted model, not a curated record.
GCUACGGCCCCCAUGCUCCUGCAGUUUCCUGCAUUGAUUGUUUUUUUUCGCUCUUCUCAUAACGAGUAGUCUUGUAGCGUUACAUUAGUUCGUAGUAGAAAGGAUGGUAACCAGAUGCUCUGGUGGACUGGGGAUGAGAUUCUCUGCUUUCCAUAGAACUUAUGUUGUUUUCUCCAAAUAUUGUGUGUUUUUGCCACAUGAUAACAUAUUCAUAGUCUCAGAGAUAAACGUGCCAGCGGUGAACAUUUAUACUUCUCCCUUUUGCAUGCUGAAGGUGAUUUGUUCUGUUUAGUUCAACGAGUCUGAAAGACAACUUCUUUAGUAUUAAUUACUGAUUUCUUUAUUGUAAAAAGGCGGUGGCCGUAAUGCCGUUGUAGUGAAGUAAUAAUCUAAUUAGUGAACUUAUGUUAAUAUUAUAUCUGUCCAUAUAUAACUGUCAGAAGCAUAUUUUUAAUUCAUGUGCUCAUGAGAAUGAAAAUUUUCCAUUGUUUUGCUGUGAUGCUGUCAAAUGAAGUGAAAAUAGAUAAAUAGUAUCGUUUAUAUUGCCUUAUGAAAGAACCACGAGAAUUGCAUCACUAUUUUUAGAAAAAGAACCACGAGAAUUGCAUCACUAUUUUUAGAAAUUACAAUUUUCUCUGUUACCUUACUACAUUAGUUCGUUUUGAGAUCAGUUUUUCUGCAACCUCCAUCCAUGUUAUGACUAUGUUAAUACAUUCCAUUGGCUACUAUAAAUGUACCAUAUUUUCGUUGGUUAAUGUGGGGUUUCAUCUCUAGCCUACCCCAAGUUGCUUAGAAUAGAAGGUUAUCUUGUUGUAUGUAUCCGUUACUGCUUCAAGUUGGAAAAACAUGUCAUCUCUGCGAGUGUAGCAGAAAUAAAGGAGGGUGUGUAUUUACCCUUUUGCCCACAUUCUUCCUAUCAGUUGGAAUAUUUCACGCCCACCGGUCUUCACUUAUCCCUGCUGGAAUAUCACUCUACAGUCUCCACGCCCUCCAUUCGCUCCGCCGCAUGCCACAGCCCCAUCAAUUCCAGGCUCUGCCACCUACACUCCUCUAUCCACGCAUUGCUACCACCCUCGCCAUGUUCUGUGGCCACAAUCCCAUUGAUUUCUGCCUUCGCUGACUGCCGCCAUUGAGGCACUGCCGUUGCAUGGUGCUCUGCUGCUGUAUCCAGAUCCACGAUUUCUGCUGCCACCGAGAUGCUAGCUUCUGUUGUUGUGCUUGAUGAGAUGGUUAGCAUUCUACGUUUCCCAUUUCCUGAUUAGCAAUGGAGAUUUUGUGCGGUAAGAGAGGAAGACGAGGAGGCAUUGGCAAAAGUGGAAGAGCCUGCCUCUUCGUGUCAAAACGUUAUGUUUUUAUUUUUAUGCACCUUUUGAAUUAGCCUGUAGUGUCAUGUUUUUUCUGUCUGGGCAGUAUUUUACUAUUUUUAUGCUGCUCCUGGAUGGCUUGAUCAAUCCCUGUGUAUUUUACUUCCGACACAUUGUUUCCAAAUCUGAUCUGCAGCUGUUAUGUCAGCUUUACAUUUCUGCAUGUACAAUGAUGCAUUGCUUGCUAUUUAUAAAUUUCUUUUUUUUUCCUGCACUGGCCUGUUUUAGUAGGCUACUCAAUGCUCUGAUGUUCUCAUAUGCUUGUAAGCAUAUAUGUAGUUAAUGUCUUAAUACUUUUGAGGAUGAUUGUGAACUUGUCAGGUUGUUUUGAUCGUUUACAAGAUUUACCCUGCAUAACCUUUAAGAUGUCAGCACCAUUGUGGCUGCAGUUGCUUUUAUUCAGGAUCUCACACUGGCUGCUGAUGUUCUUCUAGCCUAUAAUAAUUUUGAUCAUGGUGCAGUCUUGGUAGCUGUUUCCUUAUGCUUGUCAGGAGAUAACUUGUUCUUCUAAGGGCAUGUCAUAAGCCAAUCAAAUUACCAGGUCGCACAGAUAAUGAAAUUAAAAAUUACUGGAACACCAGAUUGAAGAAGCAUCAGAGAGCUGGUUUGCCUAUCUAUCCAGAAUAUUUGCUUUCUCGGGUUCCGGAUCAAGACAUGAACUGUCACACUCCUGAUGAGUCACGUGGCAAGAAACGUUCAAAUGAGUUACCGCAGGAAAAAGUUGUUGGUAUGGAUGAUCUUGUGGGUGAUUUUAUGGUAUUUCAGCACCUUGACUAUGGUAAGGAUCCAGUGGUUCCAAUCAACCCUCUAAAGCGCCAUGCGUCUACUGGUGAUCUGUCGUGUGUGCAAAUUCCUGCUAAUACUGAGAAGACAUUUUAUUCCAAUGAUUUGAACUAUGUUUUGACAAAGAGUCAGUCAAUGCCUCUGGGUAGUGCUAUUGCCAAUGGCUAUCCUAUAUUUGAUGGCAAUCUCUCUACUUCUGGUACCAUACAUGGGUCCAUGAAGACAGAGCUCCCUUCAUUCCAAUGUUCCAAAUAUGACUUUAGUAAUUGCUGGUUGCUUCAAUGCCCCUCGGCAUCUAUUGAACAACAGAUUGACACCUUUAUUCAAUCUCCAGAGUUCAUGUCAUCACAUAACAAUGGUCUGCUGGGCACAAUCAUUAACAAGGGUGAUGUGCUAGAUGACCCUAUAAAGUCUGAAAGAUUUUUUGAAAUGCCCAUCCCUCUUGGAUGCAAUAUAGUUUCACAAUCAAAUGAUUACCCUGCGAGGCAUCCUUCCUCUUCAGUCAAUGGUGAUUGUGAACCUGACUUGUGUCUUCUCGCUGAAAUUCAAGAUUCAAACUCACCUUCAGGGGGUUCUGAUGCUAUUUUCACUCUCGGCAAAAGUUAUCCAGAUGCUAAUUUUUCUGUUGCUGGGAUGUCUGGUACAUCACUAGAAGCAGGCUUCUUAAACGAUGAUUCACUACUCUCGAAGGACCAGUCCUAUCUCUACUCGUCGGGUUCACUGUUUGAUGAGGAGCCUUGUGAAGAGCGUAAGCCGUUAAUUGAUGCAGGCCAAUGGUUUGAUUCUGCUGCCUGGAAAAGCGUGCCAGGUGCUGGUAACACGCCUGACUUUCCAGGUCCUUGAACGGCCCUUCUCUAUUGGGCAACCAGCGCUAUGGUGAACACAUAUUAGAGGAACCAAAGAGCUAUCUUUUGCAACAACCAUGAUUGCCUAGUUGUUCAAAUAAAUGGAGACUUGCCCUGCUACUGUUAAGAGUCUUAUAUUGUUAAAUUUGUUUGGUAAAGACCUUGAGUGCUUGAACUUCAAAUUCAUUUGGUUUGGUGUGAUACGUCUGAACUAUGUACAAGAACUACAGUAUUUGAUAUGACGUCUGAACUAUGCUAAAAAGACCUAUUUCAUUCUUUGAUGUAAAGGGUUCUCUUGGGACCAAUACGAAUGUUUCAUGUGCUGUC